This is a messenger RNA of Salmo salar (Atlantic salmon), 5203 nucleotides long. RefSeq lists its product as uncharacterized. Gene Ontology annotation, molecular function: growth factor activity; platelet-derived growth factor receptor binding. Lineage: Eukaryota; Metazoa; Chordata; Actinopteri; Salmoniformes; Salmonidae. Gene Ontology annotation, cellular component: membrane. Gene Ontology annotation, biological process: positive regulation of ERK1 and ERK2 cascade; positive regulation of cell migration; positive regulation of protein autophosphorylation. The record is from RefSeq and is a predicted model, not a curated record.
CUUUUUAUAUAGGCCCUGCCUUCAGGGGGCGGGAGAGAUACUGUACAAACUCUAGGAAAUCAGCUCUCCCGUCCCAUGCGGUAGCGACGUAAUCAGGAGGGAACAGGGUUGACGCGCACCGCGCCACAGAGAGCUUUGGAUAUUGAUAAGCCUGUGACGAAGGAGCGGACAGCAAACUCCCAGUGUAUGCUACUACACUUGUGCAUGCUACUACACUUGUGCUGCGCUUAGAGGCGCACUGUGCGUUAUAAGGAUAGAAUAACCUCAUGUAGGCUACAACGCGUGGAAAAGGAACAUAAAAAGGGAUUUUCAUCAACUUGAAAAGUUUUGAUGUCUCGAGGGAUAACCUAGCAUUAGCCUAUAUUAAUGUGUAGCCUAUAAAUAACAUUUUACUAAUCUAGUCUAUAAUAUUGUUUGGAAGCUUUGUUUUAUGUAUGCAAGUAAUUUAAAUUGGUCAGAAGAUCUUUUUCUCGUUUCAUAGAUUUUUUUUUUUUAGGAUUAAUGUAAGAGGUUUAUUUUAAAGCCAUAGGCUAUAACAUUUGAUGUUUUAAUUUCACACCAGGACUUGUUGUGUGAUACCAAACUAUCUGAGACUAUUAUCCCGACUGCAGGAGAUCGUGUUUGGAACACACCACAAACAGUUCCUUGGGGAUUUAACACAUCAAUUCAAGAUGGACCAAAUCAUCUUUAAAAAAGUCGCCGUACUCCCCUAGUCCCCUGACAGUGGAAUUUCGAGCUCGGUGGACGUUCUAAGUGGGAAGCGUAUCAUUGAGUAGGCAACAAUUGCUAAUUGACUGGAUACUUUGCUGAGACAAACGUGGGUGUCCGUCUGCUCGCAACGCCAGGAGUUCCAAUUCCACAGAGCGAGCCGCUGUCCCUGCGCUUAGUGCUGAGGGAGAGACUCGUGCUGUUUCCAUAAAUGCUUGGUCUAUCGCGGAGAAUCCAGCCUGGGCAGCAAGAUGAGCUCGUGGGUUUGGGUUCAGCUGCUCGCGUUGUUUGCGACAUGUCUGCGGUCGGGCAGCGCAGAGGGGGAUCCUCUCCCUCCAGGUUUGGUGGAGCUGGUUAGGAGCAACCCUAUCUCUUCCAUAGAGGACCUGCAGCUGCUGCUGCUCAGUGACUCCGUAGAUGAGGAUGUUUCGGAAGAUUUUGUGCCCAGUGGACAACACUCUAACAACGCUAGCAACCGACUACCAAGGAGUCUGGACGCCCAGCCGGCUCAGCAGGCGCUAUGUAAGGUGAGGACAGAGGUGAUGGAGGUGACCCGUGCCAUGUUGGACCGCAGCAAUGCCAACUUCAUGUUGUGGCCUCCCUGUGUAGAGGUACAGCGAUGCUCCGGCUGCUGCAACACCAAGACGCUGCAGUGUGUCCCCGUGCUGAUGCACACCAGGCACCUACAGGUGAUGAAGAUCCAGUACGUGGAGAAGCGGCCCAACUACUCCAAGGCAGUUGUCUCGGUCCACGACCAUGUGGAGUGUCGCUGCCAGCCCGCCCCUCGCCCCCCGGCCGUCCCCAAGAAGAAGUCCACGCCCCGCAGACAGCAGAAAGACAACAAAGGAGAGGGGCAUCCAGCCAAGGCCAGAUCCAAGGAGGAGCUGCACCGCAGAGAUGAGCUGAAGCACAACCAGAGGAUCCAGCUGGAAGACCUGCUGGACCAGCACUGGAACCCCAAGGACACCUCCUCAGAUGCAGGGGAGGGGAAAGGGGGCUAUGGGCUAGACCAUGACAAGAUGGAUCCUCAGUGGGUACUUAACGCUACCAGCCAGCUGGGAGCUAAGGAGUGGACCGAACAUCGACAUCACGAUGACAUGGAGGAGGGGAGAGACAGUAGUAGUGUCAACGGCACUACAACCGCAAUGGACAUCGACAUGGCACAACUUGACCACGAGAAGAGCGAUGGGAUCGAGAUACGAGGGGACACACUAUUUAACAUUACUGAGGGUAAUGUCAGUAGGGGAGAUAGGCAGCAGGGAAGUCUGAGUCUCAGUGAGGAGGGAGACCAGGAGACACAGAGACAACCCACACAAACACAGAGUCCCUCGCUACGCACCAACACAUCAAAGCAACAGCAACAUGGGACCAACUCCUCCUCAGAGGAAACCAAAAGCAGAGAGGGAGCCAAUCAAAGAAUGGAACAGCGAUUCCAUCCUACGGAGGAAAUCAAUCAGAGGCCCGAGAGCAGAUUCCCUCCCCUUGAGGAAGCCGGUCAAAGACGUAAAGACAAUGAGACCCCUGAUUCAGAGAGGAGGCUCCAGCACGCUCUCCAACUGGAACAGGAGAAGCUGGAGGAGGAGAGGAAGGAGCUGUUGUUACUCCACAGGAGGCUGGACGAUGAGAAGGAGCACCUGAGACGGGAGCAACAGAAACAACAGCAAGAAGAAGAGGAGCAGAAGUACCCUCGGCCUAAUCAUAAACAUCAUCAAACUCAAACCACCACACAAAGAACAGGCGCAGUGUCGCCCAUUUCGACGCGAGCGCCCUCAGACCUGGCUCGUCCCCGGCCACCUGCUCGGCCCGGCCCACCUAGGAAGAGAAUGAGGAAGAACAACCGCAAGCGCAUCAGCAAGGCAGCAAUGAGAGCAAUGCUAAUGUAGAACCUACAAUCUCUCUGCAGGGAGUGAUGCUCUCAGUCUUUGUUUUGGACAAUCCAGUGGCGACACCGAGCAGUUAAUUCCUUUCUUAUGAGUUAAUAUUCAUGUGUCAGUAACCUGCCCAUCCUGUGACCGUGAGGUAUUUCCUAAUAGUACUAAUGAUUGUCUGGUGAACCCAAAACAACCCUUGGACGGAAAGAAAUAUGGGACAAGAAGAAUGGGAUGUAAAUACAUACAAGGUUGAGGUGAUCCAUCAACAUAUCUCUGAUCCAUCAAAAUAUUAUCUCCUAUUAACAACAAGAUGUUCCCCCAGUCGGAUCAAGAACAUUGGAACAGAUCAUUGGAACAACAUUAGGACUUUGGGAGAUAUUAUUGGAAUACUGGAAGAACGUUGGAACAUUCACAAGGAUGUUGGACUGUUACUGGACAGUGCUAUUGGACCUCCCUCAUGACUUUUCAACAGCGUAGUAAACCACUCCAGUCAGUAGAGAUCAAGUCGGUUAAAAACUCUUUGUAUGCUCAUCCGAGGCAUGGUUCAUUACAACUCCCACGAAGUGGACUGAUCACGCUUGUCAAGAAGACCAAGGAAGAGAGAGCAUUUUUAUGUCAGUCCAAAUCUCCCAUUUCCCUAUGAGCACAAGACGCUGAAAAUACGUGUUUUUGGUUGAAAAUAUAUUUCAAAAAUACAUAUUUCAAAAAUGUUGCUCACUGGGUUCUGACAUGGGAGAAGACAUUUUCUUUUUCCGACUAGAAAGAUACACUGGUAGAGGACCGGGAAAAUACCAUGGCGAGCAGAUAUUACAGGGACAAUGGGAAAGAAAUGAUGACAUUUAUAUGAGCUAGGACUGUUGAAAUGAGUGGUAGUCUUGACUGAUGCGAGCAGUAUCCCUACAUUGUACUUAAGCUGCUCUAUAUGUACUAUUCCCACACUAAGGGAGGGCAAUAGAACUACACAGCAAAGAUAUUACAUCUCUCAAUAGUUACACAAUGUAGAAUCUCGUUUUAUAUAAAGAUAUUUAAUUGUAUUUAAUUUGAUCUGAAACACUGGAAUUCCAUCAAAAAUAAUGCACAGGUUUGCAUUCCCAUGUUCAGCUAAGGCUUCCGCACUUCUUUCGGAGAGUGUGAUUAAAGAUGCAAGGUGCUAUACAGGGGUUGCAUUACACCUUUAUGUCUGUCUUUAACAUUAUUUAUUCCUUAUCACAUAGGUCUCCUGUGUUCAUUAUCAAUAGGAUUACUACAUAUGAAGCAUUUUGGGGGUUGAAUAUCGAUCCCUCUUCCGGUCUCAAUAUAAUUUGAGCUGUCAGCCAUUGUGCACACAGACCGUGGUCUAGAUUCAAUCAGAUCAAGCAUUAUCCGACGAUAGCAGACAGCCGCAUAGCGGAUGUUUUGGCGGUUUUAGAGGAGGAUUGGAGCCGUCAAAUUGGCUCAAAAUCAGAAAAUAAAGUGUAGUCUAUAUAGUAUAAUGCCGGGAGCCACUUACGGAAUUGACAGCCCUAAAUCGCCAAAACAACCGCUAUGCGGAUGUUGGCUAAAGCGAACGCGGAUCUGAUCGAAUUGAGCCCAAUGUAACUACAAUGAAAAGCUUUGAAAAGGGAAAAGGUGUUGUCUGUUGCCUGCCAUUCACUGUCUGUAUGAUAGACAAGUUAUGGUAAUGACUUUGUGUCGUUGUAUAACUUUGUGUGUCAGUGUGGGUGUGCAUGUGCGUGUCUGUGCUCACGCGUGUGUACAGUUUGCGCAUGUGUGCCCGUUUGAGUGUUAGAGUAUAUGUAAGUAAGUAUGUGAACAGAAUCAUAUUUAUGCGUUUGAUCACUAACACUCAUGAAUCCAUAAGUCAGAUAGUCCCUUAUUCACAAUGCUCAUUGCUAACCAGUCCUUGUCUGCAUAGGGAACAGCAGAGAAUCAGACCUUUUGUAUCCUGAGGCUGUGUUGCUUUAUUUAAUAAAGGCAGACAGACACAGCAAGGGUACUGGAAUAGGCGCCAUUGUCAUUUUUAACACAGAGAAUUAUGCACUACCGAAUACAGAAAUUGGGGCUUCUCUCGCUCUCUCUGUCAGUUUGUGAUAGCACACACAAACACGCCCCAGACUGAGACUGCAGUAUUGUGACCCAGCUAAAGCAGGGAUUGGUGAGAAAUCAUACAGUGUGACUGUGGGACAGUAAUCCUAGUUUUAACACCCCUUUGCUACAAAAUGUUGACAUUUAAUAUUGAUUUACAGUAAGUUGUCCUAAAAAAAAAAGGGUUCAAGCUUUGUUUAUUAGUAUCCUAUGGAUUUUACAAGGCCAUUUAGUAAAACUAUUUGGUGAAAAAUCUAACACUACAAUUUGAAGAGAAAAAAAGUGCCCUGAUAAAAUUAGCAUGGGUUAGAUGUGUCAAACAAAGAAGCUCAGUGCUUGUGUGCAGGUCACCUUUCAGGUAUAGUUUGCUCACUUCAAAUAACCUAACUACCAGCCAAACUUAUUUUAAAUAUUGAAAAUGUGGCAUAUUUCAUAAUGCCUUCUUUCAACUGUAAUUAGUUAUUUUCUGUUUUGUUUUGAAUUAUCAAAAAAUGAAUGUUGUGAUAAUUGCCACAUAAUUCUAUUUUGAUAUGAUUAUAAAAAACAUAUGUGAGAAAGUG